Molecule: messenger RNA, 1465 nt
Organism: Papilio polytes (common Mormon)
Lineage: Eukaryota; Metazoa; Arthropoda; Insecta; Lepidoptera; Papilionidae
Product: mitochondrial ornithine transporter 1
Exons: 7
Coding region: 153-1058 (301 amino acids)
Biological process (GO): mitochondrial L-ornithine transmembrane transport
Molecular function (GO): L-ornithine transmembrane transporter activity
Source: RefSeq, a predicted model, not a curated record
CAAUUCAAAUUGUGACACCUUCGUUGAUGGUUGUAUUAAGUUAGUUUUGGAUGUUUUUCGUAUUAUUCAAUUAAACUUUAUAUUAGUAACUUCUUAUAGGCUCAAAGUUUUCAAUACAUUACGACAAACAAAGUUUGUUAAGAAAACUUAAGAUGGCACACUCCUCGGAGAGCAAAGGCUUAAAAAGCGGAGCAAUUGAUUUUGUUGCAGGAUCACUUGGUGGUGUAGCAGUUGUUUAUGUUGGGCAACCAUUGGAUACAGUGAAAGUAAAGAUGCAAACGUUCCCUCACCUAUAUAAAGGCAUGUAUGAUUGUUUAAAACAGACACUCAGAAAUGAUGGCAUAAUCCGAGGGCUAUAUGCAGGGACCACACCAGCGAUAAUGGCCAAUGUUGCAGAGAACUCUGUACUUUUUGCAGCAUAUGGCUAUUGUCAAAAGUUUGUUUGUCAUGUUACAGGUACCGAGAGCACGGACCAACUUUCUAUGAUGGGUAAUGCAACUGCGGGAUUCCUGGCCGCUUUCUUCUCGUCAUUUACUUUGUGUCCCACUGAACUGAUCAAGUGCCAACUUCAAGCCAUGCGAGAGGUCAACAUGCAAGGCUCCCAAACAGCUAUAACGCCGCUACAGCUGUCUCAACAGAUAUUCAAACAAUAUGGGAUACAAGGUCUCUUCAGAGGUCUGGUGCCGACCAUCAUGAGGGAGAUGCCAGGAUAUUUCUUCUUUUUCGGUGGAUAUGAAGGUACAAGAGAAUUAUUAGCGAAGCCAGGACAGUCAAAGGAUGAUAUAGGCUUUGUUAGAACAAUGAUCGCGGGCGCAGUGGGCGGCUGUGUUCUGUGGACUGUCAUCUUUCCUUCUGACGUCAUCAAGUCACGUGUACAGAUAUCAAACAAAAAAUUAAAGUUCCUAACAGUCGGAUAUGAGAUUGUAAAGAAUGAAGGUAUCUUAGCUCUUUACAAUGGAUUAAAACCUACUCUAAUAAGAACAGUUCCGGCGACCGCUGCAUUAUUCGUAGUGUACGAAUAUUCCAAGAAAUUUAUGCAUCAAUCGUUUGGAGAUUAAUUAUUAACUUUUAUAUGACAAUAAUGAAUACUCUGUACAGCAUUUAUGAAUAGUUCUGCAAAAAGUAUACAAGAACAUACUGUUAUCUCUCUUUUUCCAAACAGAACGACAGAGAUGUCGGUAUUUUUGUGUAGUUUGUUUAGUUUAGUCAAUGUAAGUUUACGGUACUGGCAAGCUACUUCCUAAAACAAUAAUUUAUUUUAUAUUAAACAAAGACAAAUAUAUUUUAAGUUAUAAAAAUCUUAUGACAUGUUGAAAUGUAUAAUUAUUAUUACUCGUGUUUUAAUUUUCCUUUAGUCCAAUCGACACGGAAGGUCUCGACUAAUGAGGUUAUCUGGAUUAUCUUUUCUUGCGAUAUUUAUUGCGCAUUGCUGUUUGCUGCUAUUUUUAAACUCCAUUUAAUUAUG